UUGGCAAAAUCUAUGAGAGAGGAUUGUUGCGUUGAGGCAAUGUACUCCCACGUGACCAAACAUGGAUGCCAACAUGACCCGGAAAUGAAUCUGAAUUUGUGCUAAAAAAUUGAUCAAAUGAGGCUUAUUUCAUGCGUUGUGCUAUUCAAGUAGAAAUUUGUCCUAAUCUGCAAAAUAAAUGUAUGCACGACAUAAGAUUUGUGUGCAAAUUUUGAGAAUAUUCCUGUUUUACUAACAGCCAAACGAAAAAAAUCGGUGACCCCGAAUUUGCGCAUGCGCGACAUGAUUGUGCUUUCAUGGAUGUUGUCAGAAGUUGUUUGAAACAGAGUGUCUUUAGCUUUCCAUUUUACAUGUCGUGCUCAUCGCGUUUUUUUCUUUUCUGUAGAUAUCAGUUUGUAAAUACAUGAAGUUAAGUUGCAGCGUAAAAUUUAAUAGUUUGAUCUUUUUCUUUUUGGUGUAACUUGUGGCAAACAUCAUCAAAACAUUACAGGUAAUAAAGAUUUAUUAUAAUAGGCAUCGGUUUUGGCGAUGUCUGAGAAGACUGACGUCGACCAAGAGAUAGAGGAUGAGGAAUCUAACACCUCGCCAAAGCCCUUACCAGCACAUCAGUAUUCUACGGAAGAACUCAUAGAGAUAUCAAAGAGUCCAGCUGCUCAGCGGCGUCCUGCUGUUUUAGAAAGAGCUUUUGACUCGGAGGAGGGUAAGUGGGACCCUGACAAAUGGUACAAGGCCAAGUUUGGGUCCCGGGAGUCGUCCCCUCUGACUCUUGGAGAUGGCAAGGAGCGGCGGCGAGUGCUGGAGCUCGAUAGAGACUCGAAAAGACGACCCUCCCUGAAUGACCCUGUGGAGAGGCUGAAGGAGAGCGAGCGUGACGGUAUCGUACUGAGUCCCCAGCGACGCAGCUUCGGCACGGGCUGUCAUGUGCAGCCCACGCCCUUCUCCCGGCAGAUCAGCUUACCCGAGAGGGACAGGGAGGAUUCUCGGGGCGAGCGGGAUCGUGGGGAGAGAGAACGGGAUCGGGAUAGGGACAGACCAUUGAGAAAAGUGGGCAGCGGCCGGAUACAGAUUGACCGAGAGAACUCAAGGGAUUUCUCUGGUUUACGUGAUCGGCAUGAGGAUCGAGAUCGGGAAAGAGAUCGAGACAGAGAGUAUGCCUGGCCGAGGGAACGUGUUGACCGGGACAGAGAUCGGGAGUGGGACAGGGAUCGAGACAGGGAGAGGGACAGAGAUUUCCGAGACUCUGACUGGGACAGGGACAGAGAUCGGGACCGGGAUCGGGACAGGCGCUUCGAACGGUCAGAUCGAUUCCGUAGAACCAGCGACAGGGACUUUCCUGAGAGGGACAACAGGCGGGACCGUGACUUCAGGGACAGAGGCUUUGACCGAUCAUCACGGAGGAGACCAAAUUACCGAGAAGAGGAGAAAGAGCCUGAAUGGUUUACUGGAGGUCCCACAAGUCAGACGGACACCAUAGAGCUCAGGGGCUUUGAGAAAGAUACAGAUACGGAAAACGAAAAUCCAAACAUUGUAAAGGAAGAGAAUAAAGGAGGUCGUAAGAAACCUGGAAGAGUUGUCGAGGAAAAAACAAGCAAAGAGUCGACAAGUGAAGACGCAGCUGAAGCGGAUGGGGUCCCGUCGCAAUGUAGCUCGCCAGAAGUGGACCAGCAGACGCAGCAGCAGCUGCCUCCGCAGUCCGAUGUUUUGUUGGAGCAGCAGCUACAGCAGCAGCGCCUGCCGUCACCGCAUCUGCUACAGCACAUCACACGAGUGUCCCCAGUCAACAACAACAUCGACCACAACGCUCUGUUUGACUUUGAGCAGAUUUUUAAAGCUAGCGAACCUUUGGAGGAAGAAAAUGUACGGCAGGGUAGUCGCUUUACACAGUUCUUCACAGCCCGUCCCAGUGCCAAAGCCGCCAGUGACAUAUCUUCUCUGGAGGACAUGGUACCACAAGAUUUGCUGGAGGAGAGUCGAGCAAGCCCUGCCGCGCCGUCGCCGAGUGUGAUGAUGGGGCCUAUGGGUUCAAUGCACCAUCAGCUCAGCUACAUUCAGCAUCUCCAGGAACAGCAGCACCUGCACCAGCUGCACCAACAACAGCAGCACCUGCACAAUUUGCAGCAUCAGUUCCACGAGCAGCAGCAGCAGCAACAUCGACACGCAGGUGGGCAGCUCAAGGACCCCAUGGCUUCCUCCUCACCACUGCCCCCAGCCCACCUGGCUUUCAUGCCCAACUCUGCCGGGGACAACCACGGGGGUCCGAACUCCUCUCACCAGCACCACCACCAACACCACAACAAGGGCGUUCUGCCUCCCUCGGUCACCGCGCUCUUCAACACAGCCGCCGCCGCAGGGGGCUCGAGUGCCUGUAAGUGGAAGCCUCGGCUUGAUUGUAGCGUGGAAACUCUCGAAUCUAGCCUCUUCACUGACUCAGCUCUGUCCAGCAACAGCAGCUUCAGCGCCCAGGAUGCAGAGGCUCAGCUCAAGGCCAUGUUGUUUGGUGGACCCAAAGACUCGGCCUCCUCCAGCGGGACGGCCUCCCCGUCUAACCUGCCAGCCAGCGUCCAGCGCAAAGUGAAAACUGUGGCAGAACUGGAAGCAGACAUGCAUCAGAACUCACCCCAGAAGAUGGAGAGUCCAGUACCCUCAAGUGCCAGUGCUAACCAGGAAGGGGACAUGACAGCGUUUAACAAGCUCCUUAUCAUGGUCAAAGCUGCCUCAGAGGCCAAUCAGAAUGCAGUUUUGCCCGAGCCACUGCCUAGUGGUCACCCCACUCAUGGUAUGAUGCCCGGGAACAGCGAGUUCAAUCAUGCUCUGAUGCGCAACAAGGAGCAGCAGCUGCAGCUGUUACAACAGUCCAUGCACAAUGCCCAGCGGCCCCCGCCCAUGCCGCAGCAAGGGAUGAUGUCGCAGCUGCCUCCUCAGAUGGUGGGGCCACCGCCGCAGGCCAUGCAGCAGAAGUCGGCCAUGACGCUGCAACAGCAGCAGCAGCUCCAGCACCACAUGGCCCACAACAUGCCUCCUGGCCUGCCCGGCAAAGACCUGACUGGACACAGCCUGACCCCGCAGGCCAUGUCGACGCCUCACCCGGUGGCCAAGCCGCGGGCCCACAGUGGGGGGCCGCCCACAUCAGGGGACCCCAUCUUCAACCUGAUCCAGCAGAACCCCACCAUUGUGAUGAAGCCCGCCUCCCCGGCCCCACCUUUGCCGGGCAUCCUGGCCUCGCAGCCCUCGGCCGUUCCUAACACGGCGAGGGUGCCCUCGCCUUUGAAUGUUUCAGUGUUUAGCCAACAGCCUCCCCUCCACCUGAGUGCUCCGUCUCCCAUCCAUCCAGGGCAGCUCAGUCCCCGCGCCUUGACCGUUGGCGCCAACUUGACGGCCACCACUAUUCCUUCCCCCAGCGGUGUACGCUCCCCGGUGCCACCCCGUGUCCCCAGCCCCCAGGAGCUCUCCGCUCACGCCCAGGCCGUCAUGUUUAACGCCCUCAUCAAGAAACAGCUUCAGGAUCAAAGUGAACGCUUCAUGAAGAAGCAGCAGGAGAGAGCCAAGUCACCCAAUCAACAGCAGCAGCAGUACAUCAACGUGAUCAAACCUCAGCCUGCUGUCCAGACAGUGUUACCUCCACACCCACAGCCAAAGGGGGCCUCGCUGGACACUUUCACUCCGACCUCGGUGCUGAGAAAGAUGCAUUCGGAUAAAGCCAUGGAGAAAGAGAAACAGGCUCAGGAAGGAAAGAUAGAAAACGAACCAGAGUACAUGCCGUCCAUGCAAGAGCUGAGCGGUGACAGUCCGGCUGACCACCAGAUGGACGGCCUGCCCAAGUCUGAGCUGAAGGCCAGCCUGGAAGACCUCAACGACAUCAGCUUCCUGGACCCGGUCAACCCAAACCUGGUCUCACUGACCAGCCAGCUGGACAGCUCGCUCCGCAUCGGUCAGAUUAAUGUUCUGCCCGGCAGCCUCUCACAGCCCAUGUCGGUGGAAGAGAAGGUAAAUGCUGGCAUCUUGGGGGAUGGAGGGUUGAGGGAAGAUCUGCCCCAGCCAGUGGUGAGAGGAGACCAGCUGAAGCUGUCUAUCCUGGCUGAGAAACCAGGCUAUCUGUCCCAGAGGCUGGACAAAUCCAAGGCUGCGGCGGAAGCCUCCAGGAAUGCCGGUCACGGUCGGCCUAUUGUUAAAGCUCCAGUGCCAUCUGAACUACUGUCAGAAGACCAAGGAAUUCCGGGGCAGCAGCAGCAUUCGCACCCUAUGCUUGGGUUUCCUCAGCAACAGCAGCAACUACCACUUCCAGCAGGCAUGGGCAGUCGGCCCGUCACCGGGGGCGCCGGUGUUGCUGUUCCCGGAGGAAUGAAGAUGGCGCCACCGUCUUUCUCGACAGCAGCAACCGCAUCCUCGUCUGUCAGCACCCCCAACUCCAACAACAAGGGAGGUGCGGCUGGCCGGGCCAUCGUGGGCUCCAGCUCUGUGCAGCAGCAGCAACAGCCGGUCAGCUCGGCAGCCAAUGUGGACAUCAUGCGACUCCUGGAGCAACAGCAACUGCAGCAGAUGCACCGCAUGGCUCAGCCACCUCAUUCCCAGCCGGGCAUGGUGCUCCCUCCCCCGCCAAUGGCUACGCCUAUCCACCACCUGGGCCCGCCUCCCGUCGGGAUGCCCAUCGGGGGACACAUGCCCAUGAUGGCUGCUCCCAUCAAUUCAGCAGCGGCCAUGCAGCAUCAACUUGCCGCCAGAGCCCAUGCAGCCAACGCUCAGCGCAGCCAGCAGCUAUCCAUGAUGGCCAUGCAGCAGCAGCGAGGCAUGGCCCCCCUCCCGCCCCUGCACACCCGGGGCGGCCCCGUGUCGGCCCCCAUGAGCCCGCAGAAUGCAGGGCCGCUCUCGCCAGCUGCUCUGUCAGCCACCAUACAGAGAGUGGCUUCGCCUCACGGCCACCUGAAAAUGAAUGGCCCACAGCCCCCGGUGUCCAGCAUGAAUGGGGGAGGAGGAGGAGGAGGAAAGCCAGACUUGAACUCUGGUAUCCAGCGCUGGUUCAGCCCAGACAUCCUCAAGACGCAGCUGCCCAGCAUGCCCCCACUGCCCACCCAAGGCAGUCAUGUGAUGACUGUGGACGAGCUUGAGCGGAACUGAGAGAGCACCGCUCCGGCCUUUCUGGGUGGAAGACUUGAUCAACUGGAGUUUUGGAUGGGAGCUGAGUGUAAAGAUUUAGUAUGUGGUAUUCCACCCCUGUUGUUUUGAGUGGAAAAAUCUCCCAGCUAGUUGUCUCUUAGUUGACUUUUGUAAAAAAAAAAAUUUGUGGAGGCGAAAGGUUGCUGGGGUUCAUGGUGGUGGCUAGUUGGGCUGCUGAUCAGAUUGUGGCAUUUGCUCAUGUGUACGUUCGAUUUGUAAAUACGGAUGAAAUGAUGAUCCCAGAUCCAUAUAUAUAUAUUUGCCUGUUGAGAACAGUGCUAGGGUAGAACUGUGUGGACCCCCCAAAGGUAUCCGCAAGCUGUGCUGUAUUCCCGUUGCAUUAAUCUUAGUUAAUUGGGAAUCGUGGUAUUUCACCAUGUCCUGUCUACACCUGGUCCCGGCAAGCCAGACACAAAGUUGCCCUGCGCUCGGCUGAAGCUGUUGACCUAUCCUGUCUUGAGGCGCAGAAAAAUGUAGGCAGUUUUUUAUUCUUUAGAAAGCACUAGCUUUGUUCUGAGCAGGGCUGUGGUCAUCUGAACAUGUGUACAUAAUGUUGUUAAGGUUAUCGUUUGUUAAUAGUUUGAGAAUUUUGAUUUAUUGAAAGCUUGUUGAUUGUUACUAGGCAAGUUGAGAUGCCAUGUUGGUGUGGUUUGACUUGUCUCGUAGCCAAUGCCCAGUCUGACCUGGGGUUUUUUGUUUUUUUUUUGGUUUGUUUUCUUUUUCCGAGGGUGAAUGUGACGUGGCGAAUGGUUUGGUAACACGAGUGUUCUGCCUGGGGGAAAAACGUAGAAUAUGACACAGACCCCUGCAUCGCACUACCUAACUAGUCAAAUUAAGAUUCCAAGAGUGCGGGUCGCAUGGUAAUCCCAAUGAGUGUUGAAUCAUUAAGAGGUUUAAGCACGCCUCGAGCAAAGUGCCUUGUGCGUACAGCGACCGAUAUGAGGAGUUGAGGCAUACCUCAGAAAAAGUUGCCGUGAGAGUAGAGUGCCAGUGUUUUGAAGUCUGCAUGCAAGCCAGUCGAAAAGUUGUGUUGUCACAAGGGGGUGUGUUUGGACAAACAGGCUUGUGGUUUUAACCACACGUCCACCCUGGUUUUAAUUGCUGGCUGGCCAUCUGCGGAAUACUGUGGGACACUAGGGUUCUUUUAGGCACACCCUGACCAAAGUGCCGUAGCCGUUGAAGGGAUAAAGUGGGUCGAUGGUGGCUCUUGGCAGUGGAGGAGGCAAGGCUUGACAUGCCAGAUACCCAAAUCAGAAUAUCAGGUCACAGUGAAGGUCCAUUUUGAAAGGAUAGGUUUCUUCAGUAACUCGCUGUAAUAUAAUGUAGAGUAGGGGACACAAUGUCUAUGUGUGUGGGGGGGUUAAUCUUUUGUAGGGAUGGUUUCUUUUUGUUGGAAAAUUUCGUUAUCGUCGAUAAUGUACGAGUAAUUAAUGAUGUCAAACUUUUUAAAUUUCUCAGAUAUUGGAAGAGUGCAGUAGUUUUGUUACAAAAUAGGCAUUAGGAAAUUGGUUUGUUUUGAGGUGGGUUUUUUUUUUUAAGGAGAGUAAUAGAAUAAGUCUCUGCGGCUUUUGAAAAUCGAGUAGGUUAUUAGUCAUGGUCAGAAUCUUUAAAAAAAAAUUUUAUGGACUAGUUCUCUGUGGGGCUUACAUUUGGAAGGGGAGGAUGACAUCUGUAAUUGUGGCCAGUUGGACUGAUCCACACUGCUGAGUGCGCACUAGUACUCCCUCCUUUAUGACUGUAUAUAGCGUGACCAGCCGAAUGUGUCCCUCAUGCAGCAUUUUCAUAUCAGGCUGCACAGACAGUGCAACUUUGAAAAAAAGCUGAAUUUCAGUGUCGUAUCAUUUGACUUCGAAAUUCCACGACGGACUGGUAGUUUUCAGUGAAAUGCGUUGUUUAAUGAUGCCGCACAGCAUGGCUUUUAGCUUUAUCAGAUUCUUGUGUUCUGAUCCCGUCGUGUGACUAGAACAGGAGAAGUCUCGUUUGAGUGGCCCAAGCAUGACAUGAAGCACUGGUUUGUGGUGGCCGUCCGUGGUUGUUGCGUAAGGGUGUGGGGCUGUGUACAUAUGGCAUGUGCAGGGGGGAGGGGCACAAGGCUCUCGCUCUCUCUGUGUUCUGGCUUAGAAAAUAGGCAAAUGAAAAACAAAACAUAUUUUGGGAAAAUUUAUUUUCUCUUGAGCACCAUUCUCUAAACAUAAUUCAGUUUUAUAAGUAGAACUUAGAUUAAUGAAAAUCACAGGAAUAUUGUAUUUUAUAUCUUUAUUGAGACUAAAAUUAAGUUGUAGGAUUCUUGAAAAGUAAGCUUAGCAUUGCACUUUGUUGCAAGCAUAGUGAGUUGAUGCGAGUUCUUGUGUAUUCUCCUACUCAACUGCAUAUGAAAAAAUGUGAAUGUGUUUGGAAGAGGGCUCAAUCCGGUUGGAAGUGGAAAGAUCCUAACUUGGGGAGUAGUGGAUUGGGGGGGGGGGGGGGGGGUGCUUCUUUUGUUCUCAAAAUGGUGGACAUGUUUGUAGUCUUAAGAUUUCUUUUCUAAUUUUUUUUUUGCUAGGAGGAAGGGGGGGGGGGGGGGGAGACAGAUUUGCAGCUAAGGAGAAAAAGAAUCCCAGACUAUACCUUCCCAACUCCUCAACUUGGUCAUUGUCAGAACAUCUAACCUGAUUAAGCCCUUGUAGUAAGUUGAUCUAGUGAGCAAGUUGAUCGAGUGAGCAAGUUUUCCUGUACAUAUACGAGUCGUAUUUAUAAUUUUGUCAAAUAGCUAAACAACAAAAAAAGAAAGUGUGUUUUUGUUGAAAUGAGCCCUUGUCCUCUGUCAUUAGUCUUUGACAUUGGGUAGGUUCUCUUGUGUCUUUUUUCUUUCUUUUCUUUCUUUCUUUUUUUUUUUUUUCAUUAAAGUCUGUUACUUUAGGCACGUCAAAUUGUUACCAUGUUUCAGCAGGUUCGUUUGAGUCUGUUCCCUUGAUUUUCAAAGAAUAAAUACUAACCACAGUGUACAAAGGUUCACAUAUUUGGUUUUCACAUCAGAGUUCAAAUCUGAUCUUGUACAUACAUCCAAAUUUCUCUUGAAUCACUUUUCAUUUAGAGUUUGUUUUACCCAUAUUUUCUGAAUUCAUCCUCCUGAAUGUUUGCCACAAGUUAACAAAUUGUGUCUUUAGGGGCACAGAAUGUCUACAUUUACACAAGUUUACACUCACUUUCCUGCCAGUCGGUGGUGUGUGUCUUUUGUUUUUUCUUUCGUCAUUGUAAAUACCAUCAUUUGCUGCUCCAUAGUACUUCGCAGACUCCUUUGUUAUUAUUUUCUCUGACCUCGUCCCAUCUCCUCUCUUGAUUUGAUUUUUUUUUUUUUUUUUUUAACUUCUGUGAAGACAAAGAUUAUGUUUGAUUCAGAAAAGGACAAAAAUUUGACCGUUUCAAUUUCAUAUCAUGUCGUAUGUUUUUAUUAGUUGUUUUUUUCCCCCCACCCUUGGGGGAAAUGGGAAAGGGGGAAAGGCGGGGAUGUUCCUUUUCAGGAUAGUUUCAAUAGUUUCAUGACAGCCAUUUUGUCAGCCGGGUCUCAGUUGAGAUUCUGUAUUUCUAUUUUUUUUUUUUUUUCUGGGUGUUAUGGCUGUUCCAUGUUGUUCUUUGCUUACACUGAAACUUGUGUGGCAGACGAAUUGGUUUGUUGUUGUUUUUUUGGGGGGGGGGGGUUAAUUUCGGUAUGGGUACAUAAUGUAUCCUUUCUUGUUUCGAUGUUGGGUAGUGAAAAGUAUACCAGUAAAACUUAAUUUCUUGAGUUUAAACUUAUUGAGAGACAUAAUAAUUCCAAUUUGAAAUACUGGGCUGUUUCUCUUUUCCUUCACUUUUUCUUCUUUUGAUAGGAAUUUUCCCCACCCUUGCAAAGGUUUUGAUAUUUUAGACUUUCACUAAAAUGCAUUCCUUUUCUUUUUGGUGGCUUUGGAAGACUUAUGUUAGGGGGGAGGGGGGUGUUUACAAGUGUUUACUCCUCCAGUUUCGAUCUAGAUGGAAAAUGGUCUGUCUGUCUGCAUGUGGGGGCACAGAAGUUUGCUUUUAGCCCCCCCGUGGGCGAGGGAGGAGGGACUUUCCUUCAUGGAUGUCAUGACACUGACACGAUUAAUGGGAUGGGGGGAGGGGGUGGCAGGUGGCAUUAUUACUACUGUUCAAUCAGUUAACCAUUUGGGGUGGGCUGUCCAGCCUUCCCACUUGUGACUGAUUGAUUGUUGACUGGAUAUUUCAUUAUUAUGUGAUUGGCCGUAUCGUUUUGUGUAUGCUGUCAUUAUAUUUACUCUUUAGCAGAAUUUUCUUGGGUGUUCGAGAGUUUGUAAGUGUGUGGACCUUAUUGUUGUGGUUGGUGAAUUAUUGUGAGUGUAAUGUUGUUUCAAAGUGUUUGUUGCUUUGAAAGUAGAGGUAUGGUUGUCAUUGUUUAAAGUAGUUUAGUUGAGUUGUAAGAUUGUUUGGUUUGCAUCAGGGAUUGGUUUAGAAUGAAAGCUUGAAAGGGGGAGGGGGGGGGUAGCAGCGAUAUCUAGAAAAUAAUAAAGACAUGAGUGAGCACUCAAUCAUGAAAUAUUUUGGUGCACCAGUGAGGCUGAAAAUGUUAUUGGUUGAUUCGUUUCUAGGGGUUUUGUCCUGUGACCCGUCGGAGCCGUUGUUGCGAGGGCUUUGAACAUUUUGGAUCGGUAAUAGUAUAUGUUUUUGUUGCCAAAAACUUGCAGAGAUAAAUGUUUAUUGGUAGUCUUCUAGAAUGAUUGGUGUGAGGGCAAAGAGAUACUGACUGAAUUUGUGUCGAUGUUGUUUAGUUGGGUGUGUUGUUAUCCAUGGGCACUAGUUUCCAAAUAGUGGCUCAAGCUGGGGUAGAAGUUAAGUUGUACCAAAAGCUGCCCUUGUUGAGUUGAAUUUUUAAAAUUUUGACUUCUGCUGUAGACGUUGGAUUUUUGUUGUGGGUUUGAAAUAUAAUAUGGUGUGAAGACACUGUGGUGUGUGAUUAUUUGUCUGUUGUGUAAAGAGUCGUGAUCUUGGUAGCUACUAGAUUACUCGUCUCAGAGAAGGGGACUGACUACAUGUAUUGUUUUGGACAGUUGCACAACUGAUUGUUUGUAAACCUAUUCAGUGUGAUUGAUCCCUGUAUCUUUGGUUCCGCAAUUUUUUUUUCUCUCUCCAGUCCUCUCCUGUUUGGGUUUUGUUUGGUUUCCCUAGUGCUGCGUAUUUCAAGCACAUUGUUGUCUCAGCUUGUGAGUGUUAUUUCUACUUUUGACUGCUUUUCUUUACUUUUGUGUUUUUUUGUGAAUCAAUUGUAGGAUUUAUUUCAAGCUGGCUUGUUAUCAUCAGCAUUGCGUACAGUUUCCAGCCCUUUGCCACAAAUUUUCUGUGUCUUAUGCCGCUGGCGGAAAUUUUAUUGGAUACUUGUGUAUCGAGCAAGAUUUUUGGUUUCGAAGCUAUACAAUGCCAGUGCCCCAUCAUGUUUUUAGGAGUUGGAGAUUACGUUGCAGACCACAUCUCUCAUUUAAAUUUGAUCUCUUAUUAAAGUUUUGUUUCUCCUUUGUUUGCCUACCCCUCGUUAGUGUCUGUUACAUUCCCCUCCUUCCCACUUUUUAUAACCUUGGUCUGUUUUCUGGUUCCUCUUUUCUUAGCAUUGUAUUGUGCAGUAUGUCAGAAAGAGGGACUAAGAGUGUCCCAUUUUAUUAACUAUAGAGAAUCUACUAUGAAACUCAUUCUUUAAGCUAGAUGUUUUACGUUUGUGGGAAUUACAAUCUAUCAAUAAGGAAAUAUUUGGUGUGUGUUGUAAAAGUUUCUGGGCCGAGUAUUUAAAGAUUGUGAAAAUAGCAACAGAUUUUUCUGCCCUAGUCAUGUAGCUCUCUUUGGUUUUGAUAUUGAAGAAGCCAACAGGAUCAUGAUCUCAUAGUCACAGACUUUCGCUCCUGUUUGGCUAGGGUAGGUUUUUUCUGGAAUCUUUGGUAGCUCCAUUUUGGAAGACUAAAUGUUGCUAAGAUAUUUCUUUGAAACAAAAGCCCUCCACCCCCCCCACCCCCACCCCCCUCCUCCUUUUUGCAGCAGUUUUUUCACCCUUUGUGAGAGGUUGUAGUUGUAUGUUUCUGGUGUGUUUGAUUGUAUGCUCGCUCUUGGCAGCUUUGGGGUUUUCUUGUUGUUGUUUUUUUCUGUUUGUGGAGACCCUUGUCUAGGCCUGGGUUUGUUUUUUAAAACUGUGCUGUAAACCAUUUGGUGUUGUCAGGCAUCACGGGAACUUGUCCUUCUAUUGUCUGUGGCUGACAGCUUGCCUCAGUCCUCCCGCGGAAUCAAUAAGUGGCUUUUCGUAAAGUAAAUGUGCAGGUGUGAGCUUUAUAGCCAAGGACCACUCAAGAUAGUUAUCCGUUCGUUCUGUAAAUGUUUCGUUGGUGCAGUUUUCAUCAAUGUUCCCAUGUUUAUUGUUGUUUUCAGAAUUGUUAUCGAGAACAAUAUACACAGAUUCCACUAAAAUCAUCUUCUUGUGUGUUUGUGUGCGUAUGUGUGUGAAUUCAUAGAUAGGUUUCCGUUUAGCUCCAAGGCCAUUGGUUUGAUGGCAUUUCAUUUCUUUUCAGGGCUGUCCUGGUUGUUUCUGAGGAGAAAAAAUCAACUGGUUAGUUUUUCUCGACGCAGCCAAAGUUUUUGAUGUUUUGCUGUAAAGCCAGGUUGUAAUGGAAAAAGAGACUCUCUUCCUUCAUUGUUUUGAGGGGGGGGAGGGGUGGGGGUGUUUGCUCCGACACUGUGUAGGUUUAGUAUGGUUUAGUAUGGAGCUUUUAAAACAUAUGCGUGAAACGAGCGCAAAACAACAUUGGCUUCUCUUUUUGCUCUGAUUCAUACUUGCAGUGGAGACGAUGAGUUCAGUGGUCAAUUCUGUCAUGCACCGUAAUAAUAUACCAAAAGUUUGUCUGUGGACACAUCAACAAAUCACUGCACUUGCACACUUAUUGUUUCCUGGUUGAGGAGAGAAAAAAAGAGAAGGAGAGUGUGCCAACGUGAAAUGUGCCGCAUUUUCUGAAACUGUAUCUAAGUCCAAAGGACUGCAGUGAAGUAUUAAUGGCCUUUGUUGUUGCGUGCAUAAAAAGACAUGGGUUUGAUUCCUGAGUGGGGACAUUUUUUUUUUUUUUGGUUCCUGUCUGCGGGGAUCUUGUUGUAUAUAUCCCUAUCUGCGCAGGCUUGCCCUGACAGGCGAGGGUUGAAGCAGCCUGCUCCCUAAAUGACCUUUAUUGUGUCGGACGGGGCUUAAAAAGGCUUUUUAAAAAAUUACUCUUUUGAGAAAUGGACUGAGAAGCUAUUUGGUGGCAAAGAACCCAGUGGGGUCAGGAUAGGCUGUUUGUAUGGUUUUUUUUUCCACCGAGUGGUCCUCGGUGAAUGUCCGUUAGCCACUGGUCUUCUCAGAUAUUAUAUCUGUUCUUUGCUUUUCUAAUUUUUUUAUUUUUUUUCGUUUCCUUUCUUUAUGUUAAUCUUGGUAUGGUUGUAUUGAAACUUAUUUUUGGUUUGUUUUGGAUUAUUUGUUUUGCUAGAACACGUUGUGAACAGACGCGUUUUGGCCUUGUCAUAUCACGUCCAUCACUUGUCAUCAUCUUCAUUGUCAUUUUCAUCAUCAUCAUCAUCGUCAUCAUGGUCAUUAUCAUCAUCAUCAUCAUCAUCGUCAUUCACAGUCGUUAUCAUCAAAUUCAUUUACCCAUGCCUGAGAGGAUGAGAUAAUGCUUUAUUUUGUCCUCUGUAGGUUUGUUCAUCGAUGUUGUGUCCGAAUGAAGUGGUCAGAUGUACCGAAGAAAUAGACCUUUGAAAGUAAACACAACUUAGCUUGACCUUUGUCAGUUUCAUUCACUCACUCAGAUACAGACAAACACACACACACACACACACACACACACACACACACACACACACACACACACUUGACCUAAGUGUAAUAAAAGAAGUCAAACACACACAUAUAUACAUUAAACUGGUAUAGUCACAGUUCAAUACCUAAUACACCCCCCCUCCCCCAUCUUCUCUUCUUUUACUCAUUUCGGAUACGAGUUUCCCUCCGACAGUCAAACAGAAUCACCAUGGAGAAGUUUCCUCAGUGUGGUUGCCGUAGUAGUUGUGUGCUGUGCUGUAGCCUGGGCCAUCAUCCCGCCCAAGGCUUGUGUGUCUGUGUUGGUUAGUGCUGCUCAGAACGGAGAGAAAGAAGGAACAAAAAAACAAAAAAAAAGAAAAGAAACGAGUGUGUAUGGCUUCAUCUUCCUCGUCUGCUCAUUGUCUUCUUCAUGUUCAUUCAUAUUUGAUUCUGUUUUGAGCUACAUAAAUAUGGUUGAAAAAAAAAAACUUUGGAAAAAGCUCA
Aplysia californica (California sea hare) is the source of this 13468-nucleotide messenger RNA. Its product is annotated as eukaryotic translation initiation factor 4E transporter. The record is from RefSeq and is a predicted model, not a curated record. NCBI's taxonomy places the organism in Eukaryota, Metazoa, Mollusca, Gastropoda, Aplysiida, Aplysiidae. Gene Ontology annotation, biological process: negative regulation of translation. Gene Ontology annotation, molecular function: mRNA binding. Gene Ontology annotation, cellular component: nucleus; cytoplasm. The coding region runs from base 529 to 5112 and encodes 1527 amino acids. The transcript has 27 exons.